CUUUUCAGCAUUUGCGGAAACGCAGAGGUGUAACGACGCCAUUUUUUUACGGAGGAUCUCGUUGAGCUACUGUACACCCCGUGACCGACCCUCGUGACUGACUGUACCAACUGAAAUCAAGAAAACAAGCAAACCCUUAAUUGAGGUUACUGGCAUGUAUUACUGCUCCGCAGUCAGUUUAUCGCUGCGGAGCGCCAAGCUGAAAUAUCGUCGAACAUGUGUUACAACACGGAAAGUGAUUGCCCCACAUUGAAUGCCACAUGUUUGUGCUGUGGAGUGGCCUAGCGCCACAGUGAAGUGUUCCUCCUGAUAAUGCCGACCUGUUCCGUGCCCGGAUGUGAUGGCAGCACUGCCAGCUCGUACCACCCGUUUCCUGAGAAAGGGGAGGACGAGCUGCGUGCCAGGUGGUUCACAGCCAUUGGCCUAGCAGAAGACGACGUUGGGGAUGACGACGAAUUGCAUGUCUGCUCUCGCCACUUCAGGCCAUUUGACUUCAUUGAGAGGGGCGUCGUGCGCAAAGGUGCAGUGCCUUCCAUGCGCCUUACACUGAAGGUGUCCUCAAGUCCCAGUCAAACAAGUCCAGCCAAGCGGAGGAAGAAAAGUACCAGCAGAGAGUUGGACCACUUGGAGGCAUCCAACGUCAUCCUUGAUGAGCCCAACAGUCGCCCCUCUCGUAAAGCUGCUCGUGUAGCUGCCUUGAAGAUCUCGGACACGGUGCGAAAGUACAACCUGGCUGCAGCCUCUGUUGGAGAAGAUGCAGACUCGGAUGAGGACUUCGACCUGGAUGCUGAGGUCCGCGCUGAAGCAGGCUCCUUUGCCAAGCUGCCUGUGUCGCCCACAAACAUGGUGCCGAAGCCGGCUGCAGCGGCAGCACCAGUCAGGCACCCCACGAAGACAGUGGUGCGCUGCAUUGUGGACAACUCAGUGAGUACGUUGCCCCUCGUACUGGAGUGUGAGGACGAACCUCUGACGCAAGUUCAGCGCGAGGCCCACAUGCGUGCCCAGAAUGCCUACAACCGCAGCAUGCGUCGCAUCAACGAUGCUCGGACGAGAGGUGCCAAGCUCAUAUACUGCUGUCCAAAGGAUUCCUACAACACUAGCAGUGUGCCAACACCAAUGAAGAUAGCACCAACCCCUACCUUACUAAAUCUGGUGUACGAUCCUCGCACUGGCAUGCUACUUGCACCUGGACACACACAAGUCCUCAUUAGUACAGCAGCUAAGAAUAUUCCUGCCACUGUGGCAGCUGCACCAAGGUCCCCUCCAGUGAUAGCCAACAUUGCUGCGGCGGCAGCACCAUUACAAGUCACUCAACCACCUCAAGCCAAACCGGCGCAGCAGCCUGCCACUGCCCCUGUGGCACGCCAGGUGCCGCUCAUCACCGGUGGCAGCACUGCAGUGACGGCAAACUCCCUGCUCAUGGUGAAGGUGAUGCCCAGCAAGGUGUUGCCCUCCAAGGUGCUCCAGGAAGAGAUCCAGCAGUUGGAGGCCCAGUAUCGCAGGGUAGUGGACGGGCAGAAUCCUGUGCCCUGGUUGGCGCAGCGCGGGGUGCUCCAGACAGACUUGCCAUGCAGGUUCUGUCGCGACGGCAGGGCCCUGCUCCAGCCUGACACCAGUGCGAUCAACGGCUACAGCUUGCGUUGCCGCCGGGUCAGGUGCCAACGUAAGAGCCUGCUGCAGCAGCCCAGCUUCUUUGCACGCUUUGGGCUACCACUCUGGAAGCUCAUCUGUCUGGUUUACCACUGGGCACGCCAGUCAGACCUUGCAACCGUGCUUUCAGAGGCGGUAGUGGAUAGCUUUGUGGUGCGAAAUGUGUGGCGUGGCCUGCAGGAAGUGUGUGCCCGUGCCGUGGCCACGCGGCGUGCCAAGUUAGGAGGACCAGGCAUCCAUGUCGAGGUGGCAACUGCCCAGCUGGGCCGGUACCUCAUCCUAGGUGCUCUUGACCGCUCCACUCUCGAGACAAGGCUCAAGGCAGUGUCAGUGGCCUUGGGCUGGAACUCACCUGUAUUCCUAAAGAGCCUCGAGCUGUGGCUGCGGCCUGGCACUGUCGUCAUUACUGAGGAUGUCAAGUUCAACAGCUUGGCUGAGCAAGGUUUUCCUGUGCGCUGUGGCGCCCGUCCUGGGCCUGACUUGGUCCACACGUACUUGAUGCGGCGGCUGACAGACGUCUUUGGACACUUUAUGGUGAACCAGCUGAAGCUGGAGACUGUGCAGGGCUUUCUGGACGAGCUGCAGUGGCGAGAACGCUUUGCUAACCAUGCACGGGAGGCCUUCUGGCGCAUCUUGGCUGACGUGCUUGACCACAGUGGGUGGAAAGUAUCCUUCGAGGACAUGCUUGGAACUGCUUCAGAUUCAUCCGGCCAAAAGGUGCCUAAAGCAGAACCUGAGGUUAUAGUGUGUGACAGCAGCUCAGAAGAUGAAAAAGGUGAUGGCGAUGAUGAUCACAUGUGUAGCAAUGACAGCAAAGACUCGGAUAUGGCAGCUGACCAGUCCAAAGCAGCAGCUAAGUCAGAACCUGGGGAGGAGACUGUCAACAAGGGCGAGAAGACGGGUGCUCAAAACUGUGUCAUUUUGGAUGAGUACUAUUAUGCGAGGAAGAAGCCUUGCCCCGCAGAGAACCAGCUUGUAGAAACAAGAGGCGACUUUUGUUUCAAGUGCCCGAUCUGCAAGAAGUUAAUCACCAAUAACAUUAAGACUGUAAAGCACAUCACCAACCACAUUGAAGGGAGCCGCCAGAGGAACCCUGACCUCACUGAUCUCACCAUUUGUAAAUACUGCUUCAAAGAAUUCGAAACCCCUUACAGCAUGCAAUGCCACACAGAAGCGGCUCAUUUAAAGCCAGACGGCAUAGUGUGUAAGAUUUGUAGCCAGGAAUUUGACUUGGUGUCUAGUCUCAUUGACCACAUGAAGAUCUAUCACAAUCCAUCAGAAAUGCCCUAUUCAUGUCAGCUAUGUGGCUUUCGUUCAUCAUUUCACAAUGACGUCGUCAGCCAUUUUCACGAGAAUCACGUAGGAACCAAUGCUCUUCUGUGCCGCUUCUGCCUUCGCGUGUACAUAGUGAAGUUCUCGAACAACUGUGCCAGCAUAGGGGUGCAGAACUUUUACUGCCACCUAUUCAAGCACCUAGCGCGUACAUCUGCCCGCCGUUGCCCCAUCUGCUGUCUGGUCUUCCUCAGCCACCUCGACAUGAAGGCCCACCGCGAGAAGGAGCAUGUGUCCAUGCUUAACGAAACAGGGGUGGAGGCAGUGAAGACUACAGACGCUAGUCCUAUACUAGUACCUGAACCCCACAUGAAGCCCCGCAGGACUGCUCUGAACAAUAUUGUCCCCAUGGCCAACAACCUGAACAGCUCCUGUCGGCCUCGCUUCUCGGUGCCCGCCGUGCAUUUGGAGCCACAGACAUUGCACUGCACCUGUCUCGAGUGCCGCAAGCCCAUAGAUGAGGACCACUUCAUUCGUUCUGUGAGCUGUGGGGAGUGCAAAUACACGACCAACUGCACCAAGGCCUUUGCUGAUCACAUGAUCUGUCGACACUCCUCUGCAGUCAAGAGCCGAACACCACUCUUCCGUCUCGCUCCCCUUACCCUCAGGAGGCCUGGCACAUGUCCAUGCGGUUUCCAGACUUGUGAUGGCAAUAGUCUCAUUUCUCACCUCGUGUCGUGCAACCAAACGACGGCAGCUGUCACUGCAUGUGGUCCAACCACACGGACAAUGCGGCUGAAAUGCUUGACAGGCAACUCGGCAAACUACUUCCCGCCCCUGAUCAACUUAGAUGACGAGGACACCAACUUGAAUGAACCAUUUUCUGAGGUAUUCUCGUCAAGUGUCUCCAGUGAGCUGCCGGCAACGACACACUCACUCCCAGUCGAAACAUCUACCUCUUCAGUCCAUGAGAAAGACGCUGACGAAAGCCAGAGCCCAAACCUCCUGAAUCUCCUGGGGCUGAUGCGCAAACCCUCGCACUUUUCAUUUAAGGACACUGAGUCAGACGAUGGUACUGUGAAGGUGACGCCAGCAGCGGGUAGCCCAGAGCGAUGCCUCGUGGGUCCCAGAAGUGCCAAGAGACGGUGGGCUGCCAUGGGUAUGAUCCUGGAUGAAGGGUCCGACUCUGAGCCACCAGUUUUGGAGCCACAAAAUCGCACUGAACGCUCUGCAACACGUGUAGCCCGCCGCUGCCUUGAUGAGGCCCCAAGUUUAGAACCCCAGGUCGAGCUAGCAGGCGAGGAGGAAGAGAGCAAGCUUCCUGCGAGUGAGGACUGCCUUGCUGAUGCUGCCCUUGAUGAGUGCAACAUGGAAACAAAGCCAGCAGGCAGCAAUGGCUCGGAGGACAGUUUGUGGCCUGCCUUGGACUCUUGCAUUGUGCUGGACAGCAGUGUUUAAGUGUGUUGUUCUUUUUAUAUACGAGAGAGAUAAAAUAAAAAUGACCUUCUACAUUCUAUUUUGUUUUAAA
Molecule: messenger RNA, 4450 nt
Organism: Dermacentor albipictus
Lineage: Eukaryota; Metazoa; Arthropoda; Arachnida; Ixodida; Ixodidae
Gene: row
Product: relative of woc
Biological process (GO): positive regulation of transcription by RNA polymerase II
Cellular component (GO): nucleus
Source: RefSeq, a predicted model, not a curated record